AUAGUAUUACUUGACGAAAAAUAAAAUCUAAAUUAUUUGCCAAAGUUUGAAAAGCACCAGCACAAGAACACCACAGUAAACGCAGAAGCUGCCGCCAAAUACUCAAUUCAGAGGUGAAUUUAUAUUAUCACUGCCGAAAAAUUAUGGGGUUUUUAAGCUCUUCACUGACUUAUGCUUUGAGCCGCCGCCAUGAGAAGAAGAAGAACAAGAUAACCCCUCAGACUGGGCUCAAAUUGAAGUGCUGAGAAUGCUGGUUUUGACUUAUUGAAGGUGAUGCAUCUUGUUAUGCAUUCAACUAAUAAUACUACACCUUCAAUUCUUGUAGCUGAUGAACUCAUCAAGGUAUUUGCUGCAAAUAAACUGUUUGAUUAUGCUAUUGAUGUCAUUAAUCAGGUUAGGGAAAUCGGGCUUCAACCAAGUAUUCAUUCACGUAAUUACCUACUAAAUUGCUUGGCAGUAGCUAAUCAAGGGGAGAAUCUUGCUAGACUGUUUGAAACAAUGAAGAACUUUGGACCCUCACCUGAUGUGAUGACAUACGCAAUCAUGAUGAACUUCUACUGUGAAAAUUAUCCAGGCACACAGAAGGUAUCUAUAAAAGAAGCCUAUAAGAUUCUGAAAGAAAAGCGGGAAAAAGAGAUCAGUCUUUCCGCUGCAACAUAUAGUGUAUGGCUCCAUGGACUCUGUAGAAUUGGAUGUCCUGAUGUUGCUUUGAAAUUCAUUCGGAAACUGAGGUAUGAGAACCAAUCUUUGAAUUCUUAUUGCUACAAUGCUAUCAUUCAUGGAUUUUUUGCUGAAGGCGAAGUAAGUAAAGCUAUAAGUGUUUUUGAUGAGAUGAGUAAUUCUGGAAUUACACCAGAUAUAUGUAGCUAUAGCAUUCUUGUCAGUUGGUUUGGCAAAUUCGGGAUUAUUGAUGGAGAUUUAUGUUCUAUUCAAGGUAUGCAAGAUAGUAACAUCAAGCCUACCCCAAUUAACUAUAACUCAAUUCUUCAGGGUUUGUGCGCAGCUGGAGCAGCAAAAAUUGCAAAGGAUUGUUUUCAUUACCUUAAAAAUUCUGGGUGCAAAGUUGACCAAACAGCUUACAACAUUUUAAUUACUGAAUUUUGUGCUCAAGGAGAUCUUAAUUCAGCUGAUGAGCUACUGGAGGAGAUGAUCAGCAAUGACUUGGCUCCAGAUGCUUCAACUUGUUUGAAAUUGAUUCGUGCUUCCUGCGACAUGGGGUCUGUUGAUAAAGCAUUGAAGUACAGGAUUAUGAUGGUACAAAAAGAUUACCUGUCUGAUACCAUUACCUGCAAUUUUAUUGUUAAGCAGUACUGUACUGAUGGGCUUGUGAUGGAAGCCUUGCACCUGAUAGAUGAAAUGGUGGAUCGAGGAAUCAUCCCCAAUUUGUUUACCUAUGAUGUAAUUGUUCAGCAGUUGUGCAAAGAUAUAAAUACAAAGAAGGCAUUGGAGUUAAUCACGGUAAUGCUUAAGAGGGACAUGUUUCCCAAUGUUACAAUUCUUAAUACUCUUCUUGAUGGAUUUGUUAAAGAGUCCCAUUUUAACAAGGCUAGUUUGCUUUAUAUGGGAAUGCUUAAACUUGAGAUGACUCCUAACAUCAUCACAUACACAAUUCUUAUUGACAUGCUAUGCAAGCGGGGGGAAGUGAAAAAAUCUGCAAGACAGAUAAAAGUGAUACAGGCCCACAAACUAUUCAUGAAAAUGGUCAGGGAGGGUAUGAGUCCAGAUAACAUCUGUUACACCUCCAUGAUUUCUGGCUUUUGUGAAAUUAAAGACAUGAGCAUGGCUUGUGCUUUGCUCCUUGACAUGCAAAAAAGAGAAGUCUUGCCUACUGUUGGUACUUAUACUUGCCUCAUUGAUGCAUUUUGCAAGUUAGAUCAGAUGGAUGAGGCGAAGAGGUUGUUCAGAAUGAUGGUAAGACAGAACAUCUCUCCUGAUGUCUAUAUUUACAAUUGCUUCAUCGAUAAAUAUUCCAAGUUACGUCGAAUGGAUGAGGCCCAGAGGUUGUUUGAUAGAAUCAGAGAAACAAACAUCUCUCCUGAUUUAGUCACUUAUAGAAUAAUGAUCAAGGGAUAUAAGCUGGUCAAAAAUUUUGAUCUAGCUUAUGACAUGACUGAUGAGAUGCACAGAGUGUUUAACAUUCCUCAGAAUGCAUUGUUAGAGUUAAAUAUGGUUAGAGAGGAUUCAUAUAGUCGAUCCCAACUUGUUUGAGAUUAAAGCACUUUCUUGAAAAGUUUGUACAUGUAAUCAUUUUUGUGUAUUUGUUUUGUUGUUUCUAUGGAAUGUUUUCUUGAGUGAAGAACAUGUCUCUGUUACUUUUUGUUAUUCAAA
Molecule: messenger RNA, 2328 nt
Organism: Solanum lycopersicum (tomato)
Lineage: Eukaryota; Viridiplantae; Streptophyta; Magnoliopsida; Solanales; Solanaceae
Product: pentatricopeptide repeat-containing protein At1g63330-like
Molecular function (GO): protein binding; mRNA binding
Source: RefSeq, a predicted model, not a curated record